CGAGAGUCCACGGGGGGCCCGCCCUGCGACGGUCACCGGCCCGGCGAAACCGCUCUCCACCAGAUCUGAGCCGUCCAUCCAUCAUUGGACGGCCCUCUUCCACCCUAAAAAGCCCCUAACAGGGCGCUGGAAAGGCCGCGCACUCACUUGCCGACCUCCCGGCCCCGACAAUCCCCCGAACUCUGAUGAAAUAAUAAAAAAAAAAGAAAGAGAGGAAGGGGUGAAAAAAGAAGCCCUUUCUCGCUUCCAGGAAACUAGUCUUGAUCCAGACGAGAGAGAGAGAGUGGAGAGCGCGCAGCAAAAGGGGCGAUCAAUUGAAACCCUAGGUGUUUGAUCUCGGGGAGAGGAGGAGCUCAGAGGAAUCCGUGCGAAUUCUCGCCGAGAUCGGAAGCGCUGGGGGCGAAUCAGUCCCGCGGCCACAGCCCGUUCGCGGCGAACUGGGGCUUAGGGCUCUUCUCCUUCUGGAACCCUAAUGCCCGCCGGACCCGCUACCUAGAGCACCUCUCCUCGAUGGAUUUCGUCAGCCGGCACGCCGCCUCUGCCUCCGCCGACCACCACCCCCCGCCGGCGGAACCCACGUCGCCCGCCGCCCCGCCGCCCCCCGCCGUCGCCGAGGAGCCCGAAUACCUCGCCCGGUACAUGGUGGUCAAACACUCGUGGCGGGGGAGGUACAAACGGAUCCUGUGCAUCUCCAGCUCCGCGAUCAUCACCCUCGAUCCUUCCACCCUUGCCGUGACGAAUUCGUACGAUGUGUCGAAUGAUUUCGAGGGCGCGGCGCCGGUGCUGGGGAGGGGGGACGAUGUCGGCUCGCAGGAGUUCACGGUGAGCGUGCGGACCGAUGGGCGGGGGAAGUUUAAGGCGAUCAAGUUCUCGUCGAGGUUCCGGGUGAGCAUCCUGACGGAGCUGCACCGGCUGAGGUGGGGGAAGCUGGGGCCGGUCAUGGAAUUCCCGGUUCUUCACCUCAAGCGGAGGACCUCGGAGUGGGCUUCUUUUAAGUUAAAAGUUACAGCUAUUGGUGUUGAGCUUUUUGAAGGACAAUCUGGAGAUCCACGGUGGUGCUUGGAUUUCAGAGACAUGGAUUCUCCUGCCAUCAUACUUUUGGCAGACAUAUAUGGAAAGAGAAGUAGUGAACCUGGAGGAUUUGUUCUUUGUCCAUUAUAUGGAAGAAAAAGUAAAGCCUUUAAAGCUGCCUCUGGAUCAUCUAACACUGCAAUUAUAUCCACUUUGACUAAAACUGCAAAAUCUACUGCUGGCUUGUUAUUAUCGGUCGACAAUUCUCAGUCGAUGACAGUAACAGAUUUUAUUAAAAAAAGGG
Elaeis guineensis (African oil palm) is the source of this 1315-nucleotide messenger RNA. Lineage: Eukaryota; Viridiplantae; Streptophyta; Magnoliopsida; Arecales; Arecaceae. The record is from RefSeq and is a predicted model, not a curated record.